UGGGACAGCUCUUACGUCCCGGCUCGCGCCGGAGCUGCGGACUCGCUGUGUCACCGCUGUCUCCUCCGUCGCCGCCACAGACCCAAGCCGACACCAUGAAUCCUGACCUGCGUAGGGAGCGGGCCGCCGCCACGUUCGACCCGGAGCUGAUCACACACCUUCUGGACGGCUGCCCUGAGAAGACCCGGCGCCGCCGAGAGAUCGAAAACAUGAUUCUCAACGACCCAGACUUCCAGCACGAGGAUUAUAACUUCCUCACUCGCAGCGAGCGUUAUGAGGUGGCUGUCAGGAAGAGUGCUAGCAUGGUGAAGAAAAUGAGGGAGUUUGGCAUCGCAGACCCUGAUGAAAUCAUGUGGUUCAAAAAUUUUGUGCACAGAGGGCGGCCUGAGCCUUUGGAUCUUCAUUUGGGCAUGUUCCUGCCCACUUUGCUUCACCAGGCCACCGCAGAGCAGCAGGAGCGCUUCUUCAUGCCCGCCUGGAAUUUGGAGAUCAUUGGCACUUAUGCCCAGACAGAGAUGGGUCAUGGAACUCAUCUUCGAGGCCUGGAAACCACUGCCACAUAUGAUCCCAGAACCCAAGAGUUCAUUAUGAACAGUCCUACGGUGACCUCCAUUAAGUGGUGGCCUGGGGGGCUUGGGAAAACUUCAAAUCACGCAGUAGUUCUUGCCCAACUCAUCACUCAGGGGAAGUGCUAUGGGUUACAUGCCUUCAUUGUACCUAUUCGUGAAAUGGGGACCCACAAGCCCUUGCCAGGUAUUACUGUGGGAGACAUUGGUCCCAAAUUUGGUUAUGAAGAGAUGGAUAAUGGCUACCUGAAAAUGGACAACUAUCGUAUCCCCAGAGAAAACAUGCUGAUGAAGUAUGCCCAGGUGAACCCUGAUGGCACAUACGUGAAACCUGUGAGUAACAAGCUGACCUACGGGACCAUGGUGUUCGUAAGGUCCUACCUCGUGGGAGAAGCAGCUCGGUCUCUCUCCAAGGCGUGCACCAUUGCCAUCCGAUACAGCGCUGUGAGGCGCCAGUCUGAAAUCAAGCCAGGUGAACCAGAACCACAGGUUUUGGAUUUUCAAACACAGCAGUAUAAGCUCUUUCCAGUCCUGGCUACUGCCUAUGCCUUCCAGUUUGUGGGCAGCUAUAUGAAGGAGACCUAUUAUCGGAUUAAUGACAGCAUUGGCCAAGGGGACCUGAGUGAACUGCCUGAGCUGCAUGCCCUCACUGCCGGUCUUAAGGCGUUCACCACCUGGACUGCCAACACUGGGAUCGAAGAGUGUCGGCUGGCUUGCGGUGGGCAUGGCUAUUCUCAUUGCAGUGGUAUUCCAAAUAUUUAUGUCACCUUCACCCCGGCCUGCACUUUUGAGGGAGAAAACACCGUCAUGAUGCUACAGACAGCCAGGUUCCUGAUGAAAAGUUAUGACCAAGUGCAAUCAGGGAAGCUGGUGUGUGGCUUGGUGUCUUACUUAAACGACCUUCCCAGUCAGCGCAUCCAGCCACAGCAGGUGGCAGUCUGGCCAACCGUGAUGGACAUCAAUAGCCCUGACAGCCUGACGGAGAUAUAUAAGCUCCGCGCAGCCAGAUUAAUAGAUAUUGCUGCUAAAAACCUUCAGGCUGAAGUAAGUCACAGGCAAAGCAGGGAGGAAGCGUGGAACCUAACCUCUGUUGACCUCGUUCGAGCAUCUGAGGCGCAUUGCCACUAUGUAGUAGUUAAGCUCUUUGCCGAUAAACUAAAAAUACAAGAAAAAUCCUUGCAAGCCGUUUUAAGGAAUUUAUUUUUCUUGUAUUCUCUGUAUGGAAUCAGUCAGAAGGCAGGAGAUUUUCUUCAGGGAAAUAUUGUGACAGGAUCUCAGAUCACUCAAGUAAACCAGCGUUUAUUGGAGUUGCUCACUGUAAUUCGCCCCAAUGCUGUUGCUUUGGUUGAUGCGUUUGAUUUUAAGGAUGAGACACUUGGCUCUGUUCUUGGCCGCUACGAUGGGAAUGUGUAUGAAAAUUUGUUUGAGUGGGCCAAGAAAUCCCCACUAAACAAAACAGAGGUGCACGAAUCUUACUACAAACACCUGAAACCCCUUCAGUCCAAGCUCUGAAGCGUCAGGAGCCCCAGUGUAAUCUGCCCCACGAAGCAGCUGUGUGCAGCCCCCUGCCUGAUGCACAAGUCUGCAUGGACUCUGCCAGAUGCACAGAGCUACAGAGCAAACCCUAAAGUCACCUUUUUCUCUUUUAUAAAUGAAGAAAAAAUGAACAGAUUUCAUAGAUUAAUUGAAAAAAAUGGAUAUGUUUUAAGUGCAAUUAAUACUGAAAGAAUUGUUGAGCAUUGAGAAAGUUUAGGAAAUGCAGUAUGAUUUGUUUGCAAUGCUGCUAAUCCUAGGAGGCCAUGACUUGAUAAUUAACAGAAUUUAACUAGUUAGUACUUAAACUUUUUUUCUCAGUACUUAAUUAUUUUCACAUUUUAAUUGCUAAGCAUUGGCUGUGUAAGUGUUUUUAAACAAAGGUUCUUGGAGAAAGUGGGGUUGAGAUAGUGUCUCGCUAUGUAGCCCAGGCUGACCUCGAACUCACAGUGAUCCUCCUGCCUCAGCCUCCCAAGUGCUGUCGUUACAGCCAUGGGCCACUACACCUUGCUCCAGCAAAGGUAUUUUUCAGGUGGGACAGAACCAUUCUAAGAUUUCCUGAAAAAUACCUGCCACGCAUUCCAACGGG
Molecule: messenger RNA, 2688 nt
Organism: Fukomys damarensis (Damara mole-rat)
Lineage: Eukaryota; Metazoa; Chordata; Mammalia; Rodentia; Bathyergidae
Gene: Acox1
Product: acyl-CoA oxidase 1
Exons: 14
Coding region: 96-2078 (660 amino acids)
Biological process (GO): fatty acid beta-oxidation using acyl-CoA oxidase; very long-chain fatty acid metabolic process; lipid homeostasis
Cellular component (GO): peroxisome
Molecular function (GO): fatty acid binding; FAD binding
Source: RefSeq, a predicted model, not a curated record